AAACACAUAAAUAUAAUCAUCACCUCAAGCAUACCAAAACUAUUAUCAUAGUCUAAUAGUAUUAAGCUAAAAAAAAUGGCUUCCAUGAAUUUUUGGUCAUUGAUUUUAGCACUUGUACUUAUAGCAUUUUCAUCAAUGACAAAUGUUGAAGGGGCACGUAACAUUCAAAAAAUACAUGAAGUUUCCAAAGUUGAUUUGCCAACACUACCUACUCUACCAACAUUGCCAACAUUACCAACUAUUCCAAACUUAGGUGUUCCAUUAGUCCCUAAUGUUCCUGGUAUACCAACUGUGCCAACAAUUCCUCAAAUUCCAACUGUUCCUAUUAUACCAACUGUGCCUCAAAUUCCUCAGAUUCCUGGUGUCCCUGGUGUGCCUAUACCAUAAGUACUUAAUGUUGAUGAAUUCUAGUACUUUGUACUAUUUAUGUGUUUGUUAAAAUUUGUUUAUGUUAUUUAAGGGUGUUUCUGUUGGGGUUUCAUUUGUAAUUUAUGAUAUAUUUGGGUAUGUUUUAUUGAUUACUACUACAUAUUGUUGACUGUGAUUGUACCAUCUGAUUAAUGUGGCCUAUUUAGCUAUUGUUUAUAUAUUAUAUAUAUUUAAUUUCAUA
This is a messenger RNA of Trifolium pratense (red clover), 610 nucleotides long. Its product is annotated as protein PELPK1-like. NCBI's taxonomy places the organism in Eukaryota, Viridiplantae, Streptophyta, Magnoliopsida, Fabales, Fabaceae. The transcript has a single exon. The coding region runs from base 76 to 387 and encodes 103 amino acids. The record is from RefSeq and is a predicted model, not a curated record.